Molecule: messenger RNA, 1620 nt
Organism: Symbiodinium sp. CCMP2592
Lineage: Eukaryota; Dinophyceae; Suessiales; Symbiodiniaceae
Source: the annotation of a GenBank genome assembly
AUGUCGGGGCCUGCCGCCAAGGCCAAGAAAACUCGCUUGCUGGAGCCAAAUGAAUCGGAUCACUCGGCGCUGAUGCUCAAGGCUUCAGGUCGAGUUUGCAGUGCCAGUGACAUUGCCGAUGGCUCCUUGCUGCUUCGCUUGGCCAAGGAGAACUUGCAGACUUUUGCCUCAGACUUUCCCAAGGAGCAUUUGGCCUUGGGCCCAGUUGAGCAGCGCAAAACAGAGCUGUCUCUGAGCUGGGCCAGUUGUUGUUCCGGCUCAGAAGGCCUGCACUUUGUGGUCGAAGCCUUGAACGAAGCGAUGAAUGAACUUGGCCUGAAGGUGCACUUGAAACACAAGUUUUCCUGCGAAUCCAACAAAGACAAGCGUGCUUGGAUUCGGCAAGUAUUGCUCUCGACCGCCAUCGAAGAACAAAUGCCGAUUUCUGGCUCCGCUCCUCUGAAAAUGCAGCCAGAUGGCUGCAUCUUUGAGGAUAUUACGGCCUUGGGCCAGGGUGAAGCCGGAUGCGCCGUCCACGACCGUUGCUGCCCAGUCGAGACAGUAGAUUUGCUGGUCCUUGGGACGUCGUGCAAAGACCUCAGCAGAGCCAACGCAGGUCGCAGCAGCCAGGAAAGCUUGGUUCUUGAACAGUCCACGUCGAAAGGCGGCUCGGCGCAGACCUAUCAUGGCUUUCUGGACUACGUGAAGGCGUACGAGAAUGUGGAUGCCAUCGACGAACAGCUUUCAGCCAAUGCCCAGACGAACCUCGACUUGCUGCUCGCCACUCUGGAGGCCUUGGAUUAUGCUGGGCAGGUGGUCAUGACGGACGCACAGGAAUUUGGCUUGCCUUGCCGUCGAAAGCGAGUUUAUGUCCUGUUCGUGAACCAGCGGAGCCCGAAAUUGUGCAUGGCCUCGCGCCCAGUCGAUGCCAUUUUUGCAUGCUUCCGCAGGCUAGUGACUUCUUGCCUUCGUUCUCCUCCUUGUGUCAGUGCGGUGCUGCUGUCUGAUGAAGAUCCAGCGGUGUUGAAUCACUUGGAGGAUCUUGAGCAAAAGGCUUCGAUGCCAGAAAGCAAGAAGCGCAAGCAGGGAGGAGGCAAUUGGAUCGAGCAGCACAUGAAGACGGCGGAGACACUUGGAAUCCGCUGGGGCGGAAAGCCACCCAGGGAUUUGCAAAGCAAUGCUUGGUUUAGUCUGUUGACCGCGCGAGAGAAAGAUGUUCUGCAACUUUCGCGUGCUGCUGCGCCUCAGGCGGGGUUUAGGAACUUGAGCCAGUCUGUGGGCCGGAGCCACAUGCAGACAUUGCAGACCAACGGGAACCACAUCGCUCCCACUAUGAUGCCCGGCCAACUUCUAUGGACGGAGUUGGUUGCUCCGCCACGUCUGGUGCUGGGCCAGGAGGCACUCAUGCUUCAAGGAUUCCCCAUCUCCAGGUUUCUUGAACAAGUCGACGAUGAGCAGCCUCCGUCUCAGGCCCUGAUGCAAGACCUUGCCGGCAAUGCGAUGGCCCUUCCCGUGGUGUUGUCGCUGCUGCAGUCAGGCCUCGCUGCCGUGUGGAUGAAGCCCGCGCAGCCCGCGGCUAGUGCCGGCAACAUUUCAGUCGCCUUGGGCGCUGUGAAGAGGCUUCUUGGCCAGCAGCAGUGA